AUGGAAGUAUCAGAAGUCCGUAGCUUAAACCCACCGCCAGGCCACGGCAGAGGCGGCGGAGGAUACACACUUCCGGCCGGCCGAUUCUCGAGCGAGGACAUACUCUUCUGCGUCGAUGUCGGGCCGGAGACGAUGGCGGAGAUGAAGGUAAACGGGCCUAACGGUAGGCCCUACACCAGAUUGGACUCUAUAAAGCAGGCUAUAUUGCUUUUCGUUCACGCUAAGCUCAGCAUCAACCCCGAUCACCGAUUUGCUUUUGCCGCUCUCUCUAAAACAACUUAUUGGCUAAGGAAAGAGUUCAGCAGCGAGGUUGACUCAGCAAUUGCUGCUUUACGAGGUAUCUCAGUGGAUUCAUCUUUGAGUCCCGCAAAUCUCAGUCAGCUUUUUAAAGUAGCAAAUCACGAAGCAAAGAAAUCUCGUGCCCAGAAUCGGAUAUUCCGAGUGAUCUUGCUUUACUGUAGAUCAUCGAUGCCCCCACAGUAUCAACUGCCUCCAACUCUAAAACUCUUCACUUUGGAUGUGAUGUACCUCCACGACAAGCCGGGGCCUGAAAACUGCCCACAAAUGGUUUAUGACUCCCUGAUUGAGGCCCUUGAACAGGUCAGCGAGUACGAGGGUUACAUAUUCGAGAACGGUCAAGGGUUGACCCGUGCCCUCUUUCGCCACAUUUGUGUGCUCCUGUCCCAUCCCCAGCAACGAUGCAUUCAGGAUGACCUGGACAUCCCCAAGCCUUUGGUAAAGAAGUCUCUUGCCAAUGACACGUCACAAGGGGAUGAUAAUGCGGUUGUUAUCGUUGGGUCCAGCCAGUGA
Molecule: messenger RNA, 810 nt
Organism: Striga hermonthica
Lineage: Eukaryota; Viridiplantae; Streptophyta; Magnoliopsida; Lamiales; Orobanchaceae
Source: the annotation of a GenBank genome assembly